Solanum dulcamara is the source of this 1028-nucleotide messenger RNA. RefSeq lists its product as uncharacterized. The transcript is spliced from 2 exons. The record is from RefSeq and is a predicted model, not a curated record. The coding region runs from base 347 to 991 and encodes 214 amino acids. NCBI's taxonomy places the organism in Eukaryota, Viridiplantae, Streptophyta, Magnoliopsida, Solanales, Solanaceae.
CAUUCUCCUCCAUUUCCCUCCAUUCACACCCUCCCAACUCUUUUUCAUCUUUCAAGUUUCAAUUCAACCAUCACCAAUUCAUUAUUAACAUCAGUUCUUUCAUAGUUUUGAUUUUAAAUACUACUAUCACUUAAAUCUCACGUUGUGAGAUUUCACUUAUUAUUAUUGUAUUAUCACUUAAACAUAGAAUUGGAUCGCGAGGAUGUGAAUCAAGCAGAUCGAGUCAUUCUAUCUGAACAAGUAUAUAAUCUAACAGUUUUGGCUCAAGUGUUGCUUUUUUAGUUCAAUCGAAAAAACCUCCAUUACUCUAAUCAGGAGCAUCCGGGUCGGGUCGGAUCCAAAGGAAAUGGUCAGAGAGCCCAUCAAGAACAUCCGGGUCGGUUCAGACCCAAAAGAGCUGGUCAAGGAACUCAGCAGGAGCAUACGGAUCGGGUCAGACCCGAAAGAUCUGGCCAAAGAACUCAGUAGGAGCAUCCGGAUCGGGUCAGAUAUGAAAGAGAUUACCAAAGAUCUCGGCAGGCAUAUUCGGGUCGGGUCGGAUUCAAAAGAGAUGAUCAAAGAUGUCCGGCAGAGGUCUCCGGCAAAGUACCGGAACAGUACUUCUCCAGCUAGAAGGACGGAUCACUUAUCCGGUUCGGGUCAGAUCCGGAAUAAUUCUCCAAGCCGGGUCGGGUCAGGAAAGAAUACGGGCGGGUUAUCGAGAAAAGAUAAUGGUGAGAGUUCAUGCCGGAGAUCGAGGUCACCAGUAAUAUGUGGAGAUCAAAUUAACGGAGGAACGAGGAAGAGCAUAAGUAGAUGCCCAUCGGUGAGGAAAUCCGGUAAGUCGCCGGGAAGGGUAAGAUCGGAAUUGGGUGACCGGCGCCGGAGUCCAGCGGAAGCUGGAAAUGGUAAUAGGGAAAAUAAUAAUAAUUACAAGAGGUCUUUGACAAGUGGAAAUAAUGAAACUAUUGAAAAUCCACUUGUGUCCAUGGAAUGUUUUAUUUUUAUUUAAAGUAAUAAAAAGAAAUGUACCAUAAUGUUAGAUUGGA